Messenger RNA from Colossoma macropomum (tambaqui), 3061 nucleotides. It is a transcript of the gene rell1, whose product is annotated as RELT like 1. Gene Ontology annotation, cellular component: plasma membrane. The transcript is spliced from 7 exons. Bases 371 to 1111 code for a protein of 246 amino acids. The record is from RefSeq and is a predicted model, not a curated record. NCBI's taxonomy places the organism in Eukaryota, Metazoa, Chordata, Actinopteri, Characiformes, Serrasalmidae. Gene Ontology annotation, biological process: positive regulation of p38MAPK cascade.
UACCCGCCAGUGUGUGUUUCUUUCAUUAACACACACACACACACACACACACACACACACACAAACACGACUGUUCUUAACAACAAAGCCAGUGUAAUUUGUGUCUAAUUUGUAUGUCGUUUAUAUUUUAAACGGGUCGUUCCUCAGAGGACCCUCGAGCUGUGGGGGUGUGGUGAUGUUCGAGCUUGAACGUUAAAAGUGGGCUGUUCCUCGUAGCUCGUUGAGAAUAAGGAAACCAGAGCAAACCUGCAGCCUUGACUUAACUAGCACUGCAGACCCGCACCGCUCGGACACUGCGCUCUGAACACACCAGGGACUCUCUCAGUUAGUCUGACUCGGCUGAGCAAACCCACAGCUUUCCUGGAGGCAGAUGGCGGAUUCUUCAUCAAACACCACAUUGGGCAGUGGGAAUCUUGACACGGGAACCCCUGGGUACAUUGCCUUUGUGAUAGUGCUGGUCUUCUUCCUCCUGGGCCUGCUGGGCGUGCUUAUCUGCCAUGUGCUGAAGAAGAAGGGCUACCGCUGCACCACUGAUGCUGAAGAGGAUGACGAGCUGGAGGGAGAAGAGGAGAAGCACCUGGAGGAAGAAGAACUGAAUGACACCUACAGCGAGGGCAACACGGACACUGUGGGCCAGAUCGUUCACUACAUCAUGAAAAAUGAAGCUAACACAGAUGCCCUGAAGGCCAUGGUGACCGAGAACAGUAUAGACUCUGACGGUGCUCCAGUGACCCCCACCUCGCCCACAACCCCAGUGUCACCCGGGGCUCCUCCCUCAGCGGCUAAACACACCUGUAACCACCUGCACACCAUCGGAGGAAUCGGGGGGCAGAAGAACAUCUGCAACCGCUGCAACCACAAGAAAUGGCCACUCAUGCGGCGUGGCUCCAACAAGAAGAUGGACCGCCGCAGCCACGUUGGAGAGGUCACUGUGCUGUCAGUGGGCAGGUUCCGCGUGACAAAGAGUGACCCCAGGCACCCUGUCAGACGCACCCUGCUGAUCACUGAGCCCAACGGGAGUGUGCCGACAUCUCCUGCAAAGGCGGAGGCAGGCCCACUGAGCAGCAACACACCCUCACAGCCUCAGGCGGAGGGGGCUGUUAAAAAAUGACAUGACUGAAGCCAUGGCAUCUGCUUCAAGUACAGAAAACUGAGAAUUUUAAAUGCGUUUUAUACCAAAAAUCACACAGACGUCGCAGCAGAGAGGGACAGAGUCACCUACUCUGGGACGAUAUGAGUAUCAGGAGUGCAAGAGAGAGGUAAAAUGGUGGAAAUGAGGGGGGAAAAGAAGAAGCCUUUUAAACUGAACUGCACUAUUACAUUCCACUCUCCUGCCACCAGGGUGUGUUUGUGUAUCUGGAAAAUGAUAAGGAACGUGUACAGUUCAUUGUAGUUUUAUUCCAUCGCCAUGCCAACAGUCCCUUUACAAACACUCGCGCGUCAUCUUUAACCGUGGUUGGCGUCAAUUCAUCCUUGUUAAUGACCAGGAGUGGGUCAGUUCUUAAUCCCUGGUCAAACAAAUUAUCGAUCAUCUGACUCAGUGGGUUACUUCCAGGAAGUUGAAAUGUUUUUCCUUUUGGUUACUGUGAAGAACAAAAAAAGCACAAAAAAAAGACAUCAGACCUCAGACACAGUCUUGGACCCAUAAGAUGGACUAUCGCCAUUGCACCUGUCUGCCAUAUGUUUGUGUUCAUUUUCAUUGUCUUUUUCAUUUUUGCCUUCGUAGGACAAACUUUUUCUGCCUUAAAAUAAGUAUGUUAAGUGUCAUGAUCCUUCAUCUAAAGCCAGCUAACUUAAGUAUCUAUCUAUCUCUCUAUCUACCUAUCUAUGAGAAAUAAUAUCCUCUUGUUGGGACAGGAAUAGUUCCAAUCAUGAUUAGCACUCCGUAUUUUUCUGAACAUCUCCUAUGAAAAACCAAAAGAGUAUAUUAUAGAAAAAAUAUGCAUAUAUGUACAUUUAAAAGGCUUUGCAAAGAAAAUUAUUAUGUAAAAUAUGUUAUGUAUAAUAUCACCAUUGAGCACAAAGUGGCCUAUCUACCUGCUUUCACUAGCACCUUUGAAAAAUGAGAUUCAUUACAUUUAUUGGCUGCACUGCAUUGCCCUCAUCUUUACAACCUGCAUGUCCUGCUUAUUCACCAUCAUGUGCUCAUCAAGUUCCCUCACAGAGUAAAACAUCUAUCAUGUGCUAAUACAGUGACUUAAUGAAUACAAUAUACAAACACAAAUAAUAUGUCUACCCACAUUCUAUAGUAAGUAGGUCUGUUGCUAUUCUGUAGUUACUCAGACACGAGUGUUUUAAAAUAAAUUGUAACCUCAGAAAGAGUAACAGUGGCCUUACUUGAGCUGCUGACAGGUUGAAAGCGUUCUUAUUAUUUAGCCAAAAUAAAUUUGCCAAACCAUUUAUUAUUUAUUAUAUAAACUGUAUAGGAAAAUUAAGAUUUGCCUUGUUUUUAGUGUAAAUUUGUUGUUAAAAUGUUACCCAAAAAUUACACAAUUCAGUGUUUCAUGUUCAUAAUCUAAUUUAAACAGCUGCAAAAGUCUGUUUUACCCUUGAUAUGCCCAGUCUUGUACAAUGGCAUAUUAUGAGUAAUGUGGAUUUAUGUGACGAAAGACUUGUAUCCAGAUAUUUUGUGCCAAAGCAGGUAUUUGGAACUUAGUUAAAGCAAUUCUUCAACUCUGCCCCCACCAAAACAAACAAGAAAAAAUGUUCCUAGUCAGUAUGACUGUCUGGGGGGCAUUUAGCAAUAUCUAUAUAUUAUUACCAAUGAGAACAUGUUAACUGGUCUGUAUUUAUCAUUUUUCAUAGCCAUUUUAGCUUUUGGGGGGUGAUAUAUUCCUGAAUUCAUUCAUUCGUUGAUAUUAGGACGAUUAAUGACAAUUUUAAACAGUUUAAAUAAAUGCAAAGUGUUUAAGAAUGAACAAAUGUAAUGGAAUGUUGGAACACUAAUAAAGUUGUUUUACACUGUUUAAAAGAGGCCAUGUUAUAGAACAACAUAUUUUAUGUCUUAAUGGACAUUUUUGUAUCCACAAAAAAAUUAUACAUUAAAAAGAUUAAAAGCUAA